Molecule: messenger RNA, 1581 nt
Organism: Ambispora leptoticha
Lineage: Eukaryota; Fungi; Glomeromycota; Glomeromycetes; Archaeosporales; Ambisporaceae
Source: the annotation of a GenBank genome assembly
AUGCCAUCACGCAACAUCCAAGAAUACAUCAACGGCUUAAUUAACAAAUCAACCACCUUUUACCUUGAUUUAAAUAAUGGUUCACUCCAAAAAGCCGAACACUAUAAUUGUCGGAAUUGUAAUCAACGACUACAAGGUAAAUUAUGCUGUGCUAAUUGUAGCCAAAAAGAAGUUAAAUUAACCGGAGAAAUUACCGAUUUAAAAGAAUUUUCUAAUUUAAGGGGAAUAAAUGCUUCGAAUAACAAAUUUGAAAACUUAAACUUUUUAGAUACUUUACCCAAUAAAGAUAAAUUAAAAUCUCUCAAUUUGUUCGGUAAUCAGUUAAAAGAGAUAGAUUUUGCCGAAUUAUUUACUAAUUUUUCUAAUUUAGAGAAAAUAAAUCUGGAAAAUAAUCCCUUAUCCGCGAAAAACUUGGAUAAUUUAACUAGCGAGCAAUUUGCAAAACUGGUAAAGGGGAUAAAAGAUAAAAAGAUUAGAGUUAAUUCUUUUAAAGGAACUGUCUUAAUGGAUUUAUUGGAUUAUGCUCAAAAAUUAGUUAAAAGUGGAGAUAGUUCUCAACAGCAACAGGCUUAUCAAUUACAAGCCAUUUUGCAAAACAACCCAAUUAAAAACGAACCACAACUCAACAAUUCUAAACUUCCUUGGGUAAUUGGCGGGGUGGCAGCGAUUAGUUUAGCAGUUAUAGUUGGUUAUUUUAACGAUGAAUGGAUCGAUGAAGAAGAUAGAAUUGAAUUUAUUGUAGCAGACGAAAAUAUCAAAACAACUUCGACCGUGGAGGAAACAAUUUUAACGGAAGAGGAAAAAACUGGCCAAUCUAAAACUUCUUUCAGAAAAAUAGUUGGCAGAAAUCUUGGGUUCGUUCAGCACAAAAAAUACGAAUUAAAAAAAGAAGAAAACGAGGAGUUAAAUUUAAAACUACUAGCUAGUCAUAUAAAAGAAAUGGAUUUGGUGACUGAUAUUGUUAAAUAUUACAACCUUGCUGAAGAGAAUAAAGAAAAAUUAAAAACAAUUCGUCAAGCCCAUGAUGCCUUAGCAACAGAAAAUAGCCAAGUAAAAGCUCAACUGACCGAAGGAAAAAAUCUAAUAAACUCGCAAGCAACCGAGACAAAUGACUUAAAAGGACAGAUAGUUAACUUACGAGAAGAAAACGAUGUCUCCCAGGAACAAUUAACGACCGAAUUAGGAAAAAAAGACCAAAGAAUUAAAGAUUUACAAGCCCAGAUUGCCCAGUUAGAAAGAAAAAGAAGUCCGGACUCCACAAAAAAUGAAGCAGAAGCUCAAACCAAUUCAGGUGACCUUAGAGUUUUACAAACUGAAUUAAAACGAUAUAAAGAAAGUUAUGAAAAUCUCACUAAAACCAAUAAAAAUUUAAAUUCCCUUCAUGAGGAGGCAAAAAAAAAGAAACAAGAAGAAGAAAUUAAACAUAAUGAGACCCAAAAUGAAAAUUUAUUAUUGAAGGCCGAGAUUCAUAAUUUAAAAACUGAACUAGCUAAAUUAGCGAAUCAAUUGAAAAAUUCUGCUAAUAAUGAAACUGAGACUUUUAAGUUGUUAAAAGAAUUCGAAGCAGAACUCGAUCAUUGA